Messenger RNA from Trifolium pratense (red clover), 1474 nucleotides. Its product is annotated as probable 3-ketoacyl-CoA synthase 21. Gene Ontology annotation, biological process: fatty acid biosynthetic process. The record is from RefSeq and is a predicted model, not a curated record. Bases 34 to 1398 code for a protein of 454 amino acids. NCBI's taxonomy places the organism in Eukaryota, Viridiplantae, Streptophyta, Magnoliopsida, Fabales, Fabaceae. Gene Ontology annotation, cellular component: membrane. Gene Ontology annotation, molecular function: acyltransferase activity, transferring groups other than amino-acyl groups. The transcript has a single exon.
CAAAACAAAUUAACUUCCACAACUUGUACAAUAAUGGAACCUUACACUUUGUAUUCCUUAUUGGAAGUUCUUAUACAGCUUAUGAACACUAAUGUAUCAUCAAAGCAUCUUUUUGUGGUACUUUUGUUAGUAGGUUUAGCAACCUUUUACUUUGCACGUAGAAGAAAAGUACACAUUUAUUUGAUAGAUUUUAACUGUUUUUGUCCUCCAAGUUCUUAUAGAAUACCUAAAGCCAUGUUUGAAGAGAAUAAUUUUUUUGAUGAAAUGGAACAAGAAGCUGUUGAUUUCCAUAGCAAAAUCAAUGCAAAAUCAGGAUUCAGUGAUGAAACAGCCAUUCCUCAAUCACUAGCUCAAAUACCAAAAGUUAAAGCUCUUACCUUUGCACUUGAAGAAGCUGAAUUAAUAAUGUUUUCAGCAGUAAAAGAUCUUUUGCAAAAAACAAAAAUCAACCCAAAAGCCAUCGACAUUUUAAUAACUAACAGUAGCAUUUUCUGUCCUACACCUUGUCUUAGUACCAUGGUGGUUAACAAGUUCAAGAUGAGAAGCAACAUUAAGAGCUUCCAUUUAUCAGGUAUGGGAUGCAGUGCUGGAAUUAUAGCUGUUAGUCUUGCAAAAGACUUGUUGAGAGUUCAUAGAAACUCAUUGGCUUUAAUAGUAAGCACAGAGACACUUAGUUUAAAUUGGUACACAGGUAAAGUUCCAUCUAUGCUACUAACAAAUUGUCUAUUCAGAAUGGGAGGAUCAGCUAUAUUGAUGUCUAGUAGGGUUCAUGAUAAGCAUAAAGCAAAGUAUGAGCUAAAACAUAUUGUUAGAACAAUCAAUGCAUAUGAUGAUCAAUCUUAUGCAUGUGUAUACCAAGAUGUGGAUUCAGAUAACAAAGAAGGUAUAUCGAUAUCGAAGAACAUAGUCAAUAUUUGUGGAGAUGUGUUGAAGAAAAAUAUUGUUUCAUUAGGACCAUUGGUUUUGCCAUGGAGAGAGCAAUUCCUAUAUGUAAUUUCAAUUAUUUAUUAUAAACUAUGGAGUAGAAGAAGCACAAGCAUAUAUACUCCGAAAUUUAACAAGGCUUUCGAGCAUUUCUGCAUACAUUCAGGAGGAAGAGCUGUUAUACAAGCUAUUGAGAAAAACUUGAAGCUAAGGAAACAAGAUGUUGAGCCAUCACAAAUGGCUCUUUACAGAUUUGGAAACACUUCAUCUUCUUCAAUUUGGUAUGAGUUGUCUUACAUAGAAGCAAAAGGGAGGAUGAAAUGUGGUGAUAGAGUGUGGCAAAUUGCCUUUGGAAGUGGAUUCAAGUGUAACAGUGCAGUGUGGAAAUGUCUAGGUGAUGUUAAGCCUGAUAUUUACACUGCAUGGAGGGACACAAUUCACUCAUACCCGGUAGAUAUUUUGGAAACAAACUGAUGAAAUUAUGAACACAUUUUGUUGUUCUUUCUUGGACUUAGUUUGAUUUGCAUAGAAGUGUAACAAAAAAGAUUGU